GCAUCCCUCCCUUUGGCUCAUAAAUAGAUAGUGUGUCCUUCACCACCCAUUCACUAAAGAUCGCGUUUUGUUUAUAGCGAAGAUUUGGAUUCCCAUUGAACAACAUUUCCCCCCCACGAAGGAUGCUAUGGUAGUUCCCAUUCUCCCGCUGAAGACUACACUACCCAGAGUACUAAACGAGCAGAGCCGCCCUACUUCCUCUUCACUGCGAACUUGGGCGGAAGUGAAGGGGGCUACUUUCGAAAACAAUCCACAGGUGACAGAGAAGACGAAGAAGGAGAAAAUCUUGACUGGACACGAUUGAAGUGGCUCACAUGAUUUUUACUGAACGGGGCAUUGUCCCAAGUAAGGUUUUUUUCUGUGGUAGAGUGCUGAGGAAGAAGAGAAAUCAGAUUGUUUGCCCAGAACAAAGAUGGCGCCUGAACUUCCGGAAUGACAGUGAGAGUCCACACAACAAAACAAGGACACUGAAGAUGAAUUGUCUCCUGCAGGGGCGUGAUCGCCCAGAACGUGAGGGAGGAGGUUCUAAAUGGCUAUUGGCUGGACUUUAAGGACCGCCCCUCACGCUUUUCCAAUCACAAUUAAGGAAGCUCCGCGGUUGCAGCGGCGAUUGGUGAGCGGCCUGCAGCCAAUGGGAAGAGGCCAAUUUUGGCGCGAGUGUUGAGGGGCUUCCUGCUCCGCGCCUUUGCGCCUAGCCUGGGUCCUGACCGAGUCUGAGUCCGAGUCUGAAUCUGACUCCGGGCUCGCCGCCCGCGCCAUGUUCGUGACCGACUUUCGCCGGGAUUUCUACGACGUGAUUGAAACGGAGCGAGUUCUCCUCUUUGUUGCUUCUGAUGUUGAUGCAUUAUGUGCCUGCAAAAUUCUUCAGGCCUUGUUCCAGUGUGACCACGUCCAGUACACUUUGGUUCCCGUUUCCGGGUGGCAGGAACUUGAAACCUCAUUUCUGGAACACAAAGACCAGUUCCACUAUUUUGUUCUCAUAAACUGUGGGGCCAAUGUCGACCUCUUAGAUAUCCUCCAGCCUGAAGAGGACAGGAUUUUCUUCAUCUGUGAUACCCACCGGCCCAUCAAUGUUGUGAACGUUUACAAUGACACCCAGAUAAAGCUGCUCAUCAAACAAGACGAUGACCUGGAAGUCCCUGCCUAUGACGACGUUUUCAGAGACGAGGAGGAUGAGGAGGACGAGGACGAAAAGUCGGGCCACGAGAGCGACGGGUCGGAGCCUUCUGGAAAGCGCGCUCGGUUUGAAGAGGACGUGAUCGAACGGACGAUGAAGAGGAGGCAGCGAAGAGAGUGGGAGGCCCGCAGGAAAGAAAUCCUCUUCGAUUAUGAGCAGUAUGAAUACCAUGGGACCUCAUCAGCCAUGGUGAUGUUUGACUUGGCCUGGGUCAUGUCCAAGGAUCUCAAUGACAUGUUGUGGUGGGCCAUUGUUGGGCUGACCGACCAGUGGAUACAAGACAGGAUCACUCAAAUGAAGUAUGUGACCGAUAUUGGGAUUCUGCAGCGUCAUGUCUCCCGACACAACCAUCGCAAUGAAGAUGAUGAGAACUCCCUCUCCAUCGACUGCACACGGAUAGCCUUUGAGUACGACCUGCGCCUGGCCCUAUACCAGCACUGGUCUCUCUAUGACAGCCUCUGUAACACGUGCUACACGUCAGCUAGGCUCAGGCUUUGGUCUGUCCAGGGCCAGAAGCGGCUUCAGGAGUUUCUGGCUGACAUGGGGCUCCCACUAAAACAGGUUAAGCAGAAGUUUCAGGCCAUGGAUGUCUCCUUGAAAGAGAAUCUGCAGGAAAUCCUCGAAGAGUCUGCAAACAAAUUCGGGAUGAAGGACAUGCGGGUGCAGACUUUCAGCAUCCACUUUGGGUUCAAAAACAGGUUCCUGGCCAGCGACGUGGUCUUCGCCACCACGUCCUUGCUGGAGAACGUUGAGAAGGACGCCUCCGGGACGGACAACUUCAUCAGGGCCUUGGACAGUCUCUCCAGGAGUAACCUGGCGCAGCUCUACCAAGGCCUGGAACUGGCCAAGAAGCAGCUUCGGGCCAUCCACCAGACCGUGGCCAGCUGCAUCUGCACCAACCUCGUCAUCUCCCAGGGGCCUUUCCUCUACUGCUACCUCAUGGAGGGCACGCCGGACGUCAAGCUGUUCUCCAAGCCAGUGUCACUGGGCCUGCUCAGCAGAUAUCUGCUGCAGUCCUUCAUUUGUUCAACAAAGAACAAGCGUUGUAAGCUGCUGCCUCUGGUGAUGGCCCCGAUGAGCGUGGAGCACGGCACCAUGAUCAUGGUGGGGAUCCCCCCUGAGACGGAGAGCUCCGACAAGAAGAACUUUUUCGGGAGGGCGUUUGAGAAGGCCGCCGAGAGCACAAGCUCCAGAGCCUUGCACAAUCAUUUUGACAUGUCCGUCAUUGAGCUCAAGGUGGAAGACCGAGGCAAGUUCCUGGAUGCACUGAUUUCUCUGCUGUCAUGAGGCUCCUGGAAUCCUUCCGACGAAUUCGUCUGGAUCGUAAAUACUGGCUGCACGUUUGUGAUGCUUUUAUAGACUGGGUGUAAAUUAUUAACAAGAUUUUAGCUCUAGGGAAAAAUGAUCAUAUCCUUUGAACACAAUAAACUGCGCUUCUUUGGG
Messenger RNA from Phascolarctos cinereus (koala), 2620 nucleotides. It is a transcript of the gene CDC45, whose product is annotated as cell division cycle 45. Gene Ontology annotation, molecular function: DNA replication origin binding; single-stranded DNA binding; chromatin binding. Gene Ontology annotation, cellular component: DNA replication preinitiation complex. The record is from RefSeq and is a predicted model, not a curated record. Gene Ontology annotation, biological process: DNA replication initiation; double-strand break repair via break-induced replication; mitotic DNA replication preinitiation complex assembly. NCBI's taxonomy places the organism in Eukaryota, Metazoa, Chordata, Mammalia, Diprotodontia, Phascolarctidae.